This is a messenger RNA of Galleria mellonella (greater wax moth), 2658 nucleotides long. RefSeq lists its product as uncharacterized. The transcript has 7 exons. The coding region runs from base 222 to 1751 and encodes 509 amino acids. The record is from RefSeq and is a predicted model, not a curated record. Lineage: Eukaryota; Metazoa; Arthropoda; Insecta; Lepidoptera; Pyralidae.
AAAUGCUCAGUUCAUAGAUGCACGCGUAUUACGACGCACGCGACGUCUUUGGCGUGUACCGUUUGAACUCGCGCGGGCACAAAUUUUUGUCUAUGACAUAAAAAAAUAAAAAUAGUGGACUAAUGAGGUUUAUAACAUCGUAAAGCAAGCGGACAUUAGCAGGCCGAUGUGGCGGCAAAGGAUUCUUCAAUAAUAACUCAAGUAGUGAGGGCGCCAAUAUAAUGUGGCGCGCAAUACUGCUGGCGUGGCUAGUCACCUCGAGCCGUGGACAGCAGACACGGCCCAACAGGGUCGUCGACCUCUCCACCACUUGCGAUAAAGCCUCUGUCACCAUACACCUGGAUAUGGAGAAGCCCUUCAAGGGGCUCGUAUUCAGCAAGGAUUUUUCGAGAGAAUGUCAAACACAAGGUAAUUACCAGAAUAAGAUAUCGUUACGUCUACCGUCGAACGCGUGUGGGGUGAGGACCUCCGCGCUGAACUCCACUGUUGAGGAGCCAGACGAAGACGAGGACUUGUACUACAACGUGGAGCUGGUCGUCCAAAUGGACAGGCACCUGCAACAGUCUUCCGACCAGGAAUUGCUAAUUAGGUGUAAAUUGCAACGUCGUGCGGUUCGCAUCAACAGUUCAGCGUUAGAGACCGUCAUAAAUACGAAGUUGCACGAAAUGAUUGGGCAGGAAACGAAAAAAAUGAGAACUGGUAGAAACCGUCAGGGGUUCGUCAAUCCAGCUGAAUUGGAACAGCGAGAAUGGUUGAUGGAAGCGGCGCGCGCCUGGAUGGAGCUGUCGCCAGCUGUGGCUGCUACGGAACCCGCCACGGUCGAAGUGGGACAACCAACUCGGCUCCUCAUACAGUGCACUCUGCCAGUUGGCGUUGGCCUGCGGGUAACCAACUGCGUAGCACACGACGGCCUCGGAGAAGCAUCACAGAAACUUUUAGACGAGGCAGGCUGCCCGAUCGACGAGGCCAUAUUCAACAAGCCGACCAUCCACCGCCACAAACCCAAGAGUACAGAAAUCGACUUCUCCGAGUUGGAACCAAUCGAUCCUCAAAGGAACAUCGAUGAAAACUCCAAUAUCAAACAAAUAAGAUCAGACCCCGACUAUAUGUUUAAAAAUAUCAUGACCUAUCAACAUGCCAUUACAACUUUUGCUGCCUUCAAAUUUCCCGACAGAGCGAAGUUGCAUCUUACAUGUGGUAUCGAGCUUUGUAAAGGCCGUUGCCCACCAGUGGACUGCAAAGCAUUACAGAAGCCUCAGCAUACAAAAGACGGAUUAGUAAGGAAGGCGCGUCUAGAUAAAGAUGCGAAGGGAAUAGUGAUAGACAGACUGGAAGUAUACAAUAGUAUAGAGGUGCUUGCACCUAACAUUGAGUUGGAAGAUGAAGCGUCGAUUAGAGGUUCAAGACGAAUAGAAGCAGAAGAAGACGAAAUAGUCCGAAGAUUCUCUCCUGGAGACAAGACCAUCUGUUUAUCACCUGGGAAAAUGGCUCUUGCAUUUUGCGUCCUUGGAGUCAUAUUCCUCUGUGCUAUAGCUGUGGCCUUCGUAUCUCUGGUGCGAGCGAGACGACGACUUGGAAGGGAACCGCUGCAUACAUCCCUCUCAUUCUACACUGGCAGCAAAAGUAUGUUCUCUUCUAGUGAGAGCUCCAGCUCUGGCCUAAGUGGGAGUAAACUGUUGCUUACUGAUAGUCCAUACUUAGAUCAACAUUCGACUUCUAGUAACAACUGGCCAUAUUCUAGAGCAUUCUAACUUGAUACAAAUAGUUUAGUCCAUACCCUCGCAUACUUGGGUACUGAAAUGAACUUAUAGUAUGUUUCAAUAAAACUUAAAUGUAGGCCGCCUUUUGUAUCACUUUUUAUAGAAAUUAACUGUAUUUAUUAUUUUUAUAAACGGUGCAUUAAAGCAUUAAUAAAUAAAUAAAUUUAAUGAAAAUGUAACCACGUUAUGUUGAAGUUAUCAUAGAAAUAAUCUCUAAAUGAAAUUAUUAACACAUCUUAAAAUACUAUCAAUAAUUUAUUUAUUAAACUUUAAUACACCUAUAUAGUGCAAAUGGCGGACUAUACAUAGACCAUAGAUAGGAAGAACGGAAAAUAUAAUUGACGGCACAAUUUAUGAGCAAAUAAAUAGAAAAACAAUAUUAAAUUAAAACAGUAAUUUAAAAAUAACGUACAUAAAUAAUAUUCAUAUUACUUAUAUUAUAUAAUUAAUAGAUUAUUAUUUGUACUCUUAUUGGAGACCAGCAGACUGUCUUAUGGUUGGGUCAAUUAUUUGUUUGUUUAUAUUUCCAUUAAAUUAUAUUGAAAUAGACUAUUCUUCACAAACUUGAACGCCAAUAGUUGAUAAAUACUUCUGACCAACUUCCCAAUUAGGGAUUAAAGUCGUGGGUAAUUUUAUUUAUUUAUUCUUAUUUCAUUAACUUAUUACAAUAAAAUGACAAAUAAAAUACUGGUAAAUUAUUAUUACUAUCUAUCGUUAAAAAAAAAACAUUAAAAAGUAACAAUAUUGUUUCAAAUACAUUUUGUAUGAUUUAAUAUUUUUAAUUUGAAUUAUUUUUAUGAUGAAGGUUUUUCUUCUCUCUUCAGGAUAUAUGUGUAGGUAAUAAUACUAAUAAAAUACAAACAAUUCUAUUUGCAUGUAUAUACCGAAUUUUACAACA